AUGAUUGCGUCAAUACCACAAGUAUGGCGAUCUAUUGUACGCCCCUGUCGCUUCGUCGCCCGUCGCCGCUAUCCCGUCCCUGCGCGACACAUACAUGCGUCCCGCCACUGGCUCUCAGCACCAUCUAACGAUCCGCGAAAUGAAACAAGUCCGAUCCCCGACGUCGAAGAUGUGGUGGAUACUUCUGCAGCUGCCAGUGACGAUGUGAACAACCUCUCGCUCGAGAUCCCUUCACCAAGAACCACAAGACUGGACAACCCUAUGACGAGACCUUACGGGUCUGCUGUUCGCCGAGCCUUGAGAAACAGGCAACAGGAUAGUCAACAACAGCAGAAGUCUCCGGCCGUUGAGGCCAACAUCCCUGAUUGGUUUCAAGCAGGGAAUUUGAGAACCUUUGAUCCCGCGGUUGGCGCGGCUGGUACGCAAUUCAAACACGAUGUUGCGAUUUGCAACAGCAAGGACGUAAAAAAUUGGACGUCUCAGGAACGCAUGGCAAAUGGUGGCCGCGGCGAUGAUCCAUCGACAGAUGGAACGCCGAAAGACUCAAUACAUCGAUACGCUCUGACUGAGGCGAUAUGGGAUGAAUUAAUGGCAUCUGCCAAAGCGGGUCUGAGGCUUCCUCCAGUGGAGUUUGAUCGCGAACCGUCGGCCAAGAAGUCACACCUGGUUCUUCAAUAUCCUGGCCCAGAUGGCAUCUUGUUUUUAGAUGCAAUUGUCCAGGAAAUCGCUAGCAAGCUGAGCGCUAAUUUAAUCACGCUCAAUGCACAGGACAUUGCUCAGCUUCUGAGCGAGGCGGAUUUCGCCGAGGCUGGCGCGACAUCUGCCAUUCGUUCACUUGGCUACGAGGUUCAUCAACCUCCGGCCACUACUUGGCCCGAGCCCAGUGAAGGAGAAGCGGAGGCCGAUGAGGACAUGGUGGAUUACCCUGGAGGACAAGGCAUGCGUCCAGAAGCCAGCACGCCGCGGUUCAUCACAAUCGAAGCCAGUCGAGACUCGAGCGAUGUUUCAUUGCCGAAUUGGAUGGGGUUAAAGUCGCUGGUUGCCUCAAUCAAUGGCCAAUCUGACCAUGAGGCAGGCGGGAUACGAGGAUCUGGCCAGCGUACGGAGGCGCGGUGGACGCGCCUUCUCAACGAGGCACUCUCGUUGGCCUCCGACUCAAAAUCAUCGACUGAGCCUGCGUGUGAAGACUCUCGAGAAAAGUCGCCUGGGUCAAAAAAUGAGCCAAAGAGAUAUGCCCUGUCGCGCGACCUCAUUGUGCAUGUCCAAGACUACCGAGAUAUUCAAAGCUCAAGAGAGGGCGCCAAAGCGAUCUCUUUGCUCCAGAAGGUCAUUCAAAAUUACCGACGCACAGGUUCCAGAGUUCUGCUAGUGGGUAGCAUUUCACAAGACUUGCUUCCUUCAGUUUCCCAUGACGGUACUCGAUUCUUACAAAACGUGGUCGAUGAUAGCUUCUCCAAGACGUUGGUGGUCAUCCCCGCAAUGGAUGCGCAGGAUGUAGAGAAAACCUUCGCGGAAGAUUCGAAGAAUCGAACCAUGGAUAUCAAUAUUCGUCAUCUCCAGAGCAUGCUCCGUUGGCGAACUUAUGGAAGCUCACCGGCGGUACAUGACGAUCUAUUGAAGAGCCGUUCCUGGCCACUAGAUGCACAAGCCAUCAAGCAAUCCGGCAUUCAAGAUCGUUUCUGGUCUUACAACCAAGUUCACUGGGUGACCACACUUGCUCUUGGCAGCGCGGAUGAUCCGAGUGAACCCGUCAGCCUUGCGCAUAUUCGACGAGCCAUAGAUCUGAUGGACAAGGGGGAUCGAGCCACCAGCGACUGGUUGCAAGCCAAAGCUUCCAGAGCAAAGAACUCCGAUCGUGGGCAAAGUCGAGAACAGCUGUUGGCUUCUCUGCGCAAGACCAUUCGAACCACUUUUGCCGAUGUUCACGUGCCAGCUGAGACUGUGGACGCUCUAAAGACAUUAACAUCUAUGUCCCUCGUGCGUCCCGAAGCAUUUACCUAUGGUGUCCUAGCCACCGACAAGAUUCCCGGUCUUCUUCUGUACGGCCCCCCGGGCACCGGUAAGACGCUCCUGGCCAAAGCUGUUGCGCGCGAGAGCGGUGCCACGGUAUUGGAAGUCAGUGGGUCUGAAAUCUACGACAUGUACGUCGGGGAAGGCGAAAAGAACGUGAAGGCCAUUUUCACUUUGGCCAAAAAACUCAGCCCGUGUGUGGUGUUCAUUGACGAAGCCGAUGCCAUCUUCUGUUCUCGAACCAGUGCCAGUAACCGCACAUCUCACCGCGAACUGAUCAAUCAAUUUCUUCGCGAGUGGGAUGGGCUGAACGAGAUGUCCGCUUUGAUCAUGGUCGCGACGAACAGACCAUUUGAUCUUGAUGAUGCCGUGUUGCGACGUUUGGCACGCAGACUUCUGGUGGACCUCCCUACCGAGCAGGAUCGUGAUGCUAUUCUUCGAAUUCAUCUCAAGGACGAACAACUCGACUCGAGUGUUGACCUGGCCGAGCUGGCACGCCGCACGCCCCUCUACUCUGGCUCCGACCUGAAGAACCUCUCCGUCGCUGCUGCGCUAGCCUGUGUGCGUGAAGAGAACCAAGCGGCAGCACAGCAUCAAGGUGAAGAGCCCUACCAGUAUCCUGCUCGCCGGACUCUCACUCGUGCCCAUUUCGACCGUGGUAUGGAAGAGAUCAGCGCAUCAAUCAGCGAGGACAUGUCCUCGCUAUCAGCGAUCCGCAAAUUUGAUGAGCAAUUCGGUGAUCGCAAGGGUCGUCGUCAGAAAAGCCCUGGAUGGGGAUUCAUCGCUCCAUCGGUAUCAGAGCCUACUACAGACACUGCCCGUGUUCGCACAUGA
This is a messenger RNA of Penicillium diatomitis, 2844 nucleotides long. Its product is annotated as ATP-binding protein. Gene Ontology annotation, molecular function: ATP hydrolysis activity; ATP binding. Lineage: Eukaryota; Fungi; Ascomycota; Eurotiomycetes; Eurotiales; Aspergillaceae. Gene Ontology annotation, cellular component: mitochondrial outer membrane. The record is from RefSeq and is a predicted model, not a curated record. Bases 1 to 2844 code for a protein of 947 amino acids. The transcript is spliced from 2 exons.